Molecule: messenger RNA, 795 nt
Organism: Aureobasidium pullulans EXF-150
Lineage: Eukaryota; Fungi; Ascomycota; Dothideomycetes; Dothideales; Saccotheciaceae
Product: Maf-domain-containing protein
Exons: 2
Coding region: 1-795 (264 amino acids)
Molecular function (GO): nucleoside triphosphate diphosphatase activity
Source: RefSeq, a predicted model, not a curated record
AUGCCUCUCGAACCGCCGCCGGCCUAUGAUGCCGAUUCCGAACACACUCCCCUCGUCGCCGGCGCACCCGCUCCAGUCCGCCAGCAAAUCGCCCGCGCCCCUCUGCCCCUUGAGCUCCCAGCAUUGCAAGCCCUCCGUGGCAAGAGAGUCAUCCUCGCAUCUGCCUCGCCGAGACGCAAGCAGCUGCUCAACCAGAUCGGCCUGAGAGACCUCGAGAUCAUCCCCUGCACAGUCCCCGAAGACUUCAGCAAAACUCUCGCUCCUUUCGAAUACGUCCUGCAGACAGCAGAACAAAAAUGCACAACCAUCUACCGUCAAGAAAUCGACUCCGAAAAGGGCGAGCCUGCGCUGGUCAUUGCCGCUGACACGGUCGUCGUGAGUCCCAUGGGAGACAUUCUGGAGAAGCCGAGAAGUGAGAGAGAGCACAUUGCAGUCCUCAAGGGCUUGAGGAACAGCGGCUGGCACAAGGUCUACACCGCCGUCGUAUGUAUGGCUCCGCUAGAGAGUGCUAUGGACCCCGGUUAUGCUUUGAAGAGACACGUCGAGGAGACCAACGUCAAGUUCGACUCCGCAGUAUCCGACGAACUCAUCCUCGCAUAUGUCAAGACCCGUGAAGGCGCCGACAAGGCUGGUGGCUACGGUAUCCAAGGCAUGGGUGCAAUCCUCGUUGAGAAGAUCGACGGUUCGUAUGACAACGUCGUCGGCUUACCACUCAAUGCCACCAUGAAGCUCAUGGGCAAGGUAUUGAACCCUGAGAUUGAGGCCGAUGACGACGACGAAGCAGAGGAGGACUGA